Messenger RNA from Trichoderma aggressivum f. europaeum, 1527 nucleotides. RefSeq lists its product as uncharacterized. The transcript has 7 exons. Gene Ontology annotation, cellular component: plasma membrane. The coding region runs from base 1 to 1527 and encodes 508 amino acids. The record is from RefSeq and is a predicted model, not a curated record. Gene Ontology annotation, molecular function: transmembrane transporter activity. Lineage: Eukaryota; Fungi; Ascomycota; Sordariomycetes; Hypocreales; Hypocreaceae. Gene Ontology annotation, biological process: transmembrane transport.
AUGACUCAGGUAACGCAACAGCGCACUCUGCAAGACAUCGAGAAUGAGCUCGAUAUCACAAUCUAUCCUGGGACGGAGGUGAUGGUAGAUGUCGGCUCACAUCACUUUAUCAAGUCCGGAAAUGGCGGCGGAGACGGACGCGUCCUUGUUCCUCAGCCUUCCGAUGAUCCCCUUGAUCCACUGAACUGGAGUUACACCUGGAAACUCAUCACGAUCAUUUGUGCCAGCUUUGUCUCCAUCAGUCAAAAUCUUGGCCCUCUCGCAAACGCACCUUUAUUUGGCUUAUACAUGGAGGAAUGGAACGUUAGCCUAGCAGACGCCGUUCAAACGACAGUUUCCUCCAUCUGGAGAGUUCGAUCAACAAGCUACAAAUCCUUUCUCGGAGCAUCCGCUCUGAAUGGUUUCGGUGCCGGCCCCUGCGAGAGUUUAAUGCCACAAAUAAUUGCCGACAUUAUUUUCCUUCACGAUCGCGGUAAAUACCAAACAUUAUACUUUGCGAUCUACUUUGGGUCGCUCUCGAUCGGCCCCAUCAUUGCUGGCAGCAUGGCAGAACGCUUCGGCUGGAGGUCUUUCUGGUGGUUCAACACAGGGUUGCUCAUAUUUACUCUAUUUCUCAACAUUGGCUUACUGCCAGAGACACGUUUUGCGCGCAAAACAGAGACCAAGAGAGCAUCAGACCCUGCUACUCUUGUUGAUGAACCCGAAAUUAAGGCCAGUUCCGUUGUUGAUCACUCGGAGGAUGCCUCAGGUGAACAACCUCAAGAUCAGUGGCUAUCGCGCGGACAUCCGUCUUUGAAGCAAUUCAAUCUCUUGGGGCCUUAUCAGGGAAAUAUUUGGCAAGAGCUGUGGCUUCCAUGGUACCUCCAUGCUUUCCCAAUUGUUGAAUUUGCCGCCUUUGCUGUCUCUUUCUCGGCAUCCGGCUUUUUGGUCGCCAACUUGACCCAGCAACAGUUUUUUGGAGCACCACCUUAUAACUUUUCAGCCCAAGCAGUUGGCUUUACCAACUUUGCCAUAUUUACGGGUAGCAUGAUUGGACUCCUGACAUCAGGCCCAUUAUCAGAUUGGGUUGCGAAUUUCUUCACCAAGCGCAACAGGGGUAUCAGAGAGCCGGAAAUGCGACUAAUCGCAAUGCUGCCUUACACUUUGAUCAUGAUGAUCGGGCUUAUUGUGGUCGGUGUCGGUUACAGCCGGUUGUGGUCGUGGAAAGUCAUUGUCAUUAUCGGCUACACUUUGCUCGGGAUGCAAGUGACGAGUUUGCCUAGCAUCGCGUCCACUUACGCCAUUGACAGCUAUAAACCAGCCACGGGCGCUAUUUUCGUUGCCAUUACCAUCAAUAAGAAUCUUUGGGGCUAUGGUGUUGGCAAGUUCAUCACGCCUUGGACAGAGCAGAUUGGGUACCUUGCACCAAUCAUGACACUCAUGACCUUGAUCACAUUCUUCUGCAGCUUCGGCAUUCUGUUUUGGUACUUUGGUAAAUACUUCCGGGGCUUGACGAGAAAUUCUUUCCUACACAAAUUGGACAGUUAA